This is a messenger RNA of Microthlaspi erraticum, 285 nucleotides long. NCBI's taxonomy places the organism in Eukaryota, Viridiplantae, Streptophyta, Magnoliopsida, Brassicales, Brassicaceae. The record is from the annotation of a GenBank genome assembly.
AUGAAGCCAUUUGGAUCAACUAUGAGGCCUAGAACUUAUUUUCUACCGAGACAUGUCCGGUCUUUUGGAGCAUUCUGGAGCAUAUGGGACAAGGAGCAUGGAGGGACUUGGCACAUGGAAGCAGCUCAACUGGAUACGCAAAGGAAGAAGGGAGAAGCCAUCUUGAAGACCAGCUCGACCGUCCACUCGACCAACCGGUCGAGUUCCUCAACUCGACCGGCCAAGCUUCAACUCGAUCGAGCUGGAAGUCAAAGUCAAACCCGAAAAAUGUUGCUUCCCCCUUGA